AUGGCGACAGACGCAGACAUUGAUAUGGGAGGUGUCCCAAGCGCCGAUGAAGUUCAUAAUGUCGUACCAAGUGGCACAAAAAGGAAAGCCGAAAGGCUGUCUGAAGGGUCUGGUGCGCCUCGCAGAAUCAAGGCACUCGACCCAAAUGUAGUCAACAAAAUUGCGGCCGGUGAAAUCAUUGUGGCUCCUGUACAUGCGCUCAAAGAACUCAUUGAGAACGCCGUCGAUGCCGGUGCUACAUCUCUUGAUAUCCUUGCCAAGGAGGGUGGGUUGAAGUUGCUCCAGAUUACAGACAAUGGCUGUGGCAUCCAAAAAGAAGACUUGGCCAUCCUUUGUGAACGCCACACAACAUCCAAGAUCUCCACCUUCGAGGACCUGUCUGCCAUUGAGACAUAUGGCUUCCGUGGUGAGGCGCUUGCCAGUAUCAGUCACAUUGCCCAUCUUACCGUCACAACCAAGACGAAAGAUUCGGACCUUGCAUGGAGGGCACACUACCAUGAAGGGCAACUCGCACCAGCAAAGCCCGGUCAGUCAGCAGAGCCCAAGGGUGUGGCAGGCCGUCCAGGGACACAAAUCACAGUGGAGGAUCUUUUCUUUAACCUAGGACCCCGGAGAAAGGCGUUUCGCUCGCCCUCGGAAGAAUUCAACAAGAUCAUAGACAUGGUUGGUCGGUACGCUGUGCACUGUAAAGGGGUUGGUUUCACGUGCAAAAAGGCGGGCGAAGCCUCAACGAAUCUGUCAAUCCAGGCCCACGCUACCGUUAUUGACCGUAUCCGUCAGAUCCAUGGUAGUGCCGUGGCAAACGAGCUUCUGGAGUUUUCGGUUUCUGAGGCCCGAUGGGGUUUCAAAGCUGACGGUUUUACGACCAACGCAAACUACUCAGUUAAGAAAACAACAAUUUUGCUUUUCAUCAAUCACCGAUGUGUUGAGUCGACUCACAUCAAGAAGGCAGUAGAGCAAACCUAUGCCAACUUUUUGCCGAAGAACGGUCACCCCUUUAUUUAUCUAAGUCUUGAAAUCGACCCAGCUCGUGUAGAUGUCAACGUUCAUCCCACCAAGAGAGAAGUCCAUUUUCUCAACGAGGAUGAGAUCAUCCAAUCAAUAUGCGAAGCGAUCGAGGCCAAGCUCGCCGCAGUCGACACGAGUAGAACAUUCAUGACGCAAACACUUCUUCCUGGCGCAAAAGCCACCGAAUCUACUCUACAAAGCGAGGGCGACGGUACACCUAGCAGAAGAACUCCAGCGUCAAAGAAGCGAAGAUAUUCCAACGACUUGGUAAGGACGGAUACGGCUGAACGGAAGAUCACGUCCAUGUUUUCUCGAGCUGGCCCAAGCGAGUCAACAGGCUCGAUGGAUCAGGCAGCUGAUGUUAUGCCUGCCUCUGAACCCCUCGAAUACGAGAGGGUAGACCGCGAGAUUGUCCAAUGUCGGCUGAACAGUGUAAAGCAAAUGAGGGAAGAAGUACGGGAAGACAUACAUCACGAACUGACCGAAAUUUUCGCCAACCACACUUUCGUCGGUGUUGUGGAUGAACAACGCCGGUUAGCAGCCAUUCAGGGGGGCGUCAAGCUGUACCUCAUCGAUUACGGUCGAACUUGCUACGAGUAUUUCUACCAAUUGGGGCUCACAGACUUUGGCAAUUUUGGUACCGUCAAAUUCACCCCUUCGCUAGACCUUCGCGAACUGCUCCAGACAGCAGCCGAGAUGGAAAAGAGCUUGAUCACCUCACCAAACGAGGAUUUUGAGGUCGAUGCUCUGGUAGAUCGCGUGGCAGACCAGCUCAUCGAGCGUCGUGAAAUGCUCCUUGAAUACUUUUCCCUAGAGAUAUCGCCUGCUGGCGAAGUCAUCUCAAUACCGCUACUCAUUAAGGGGUACACACCACCUCUUGUUAAGCUUCCUCGCUUCCUCCUCCGCCUCGGACCUAGUGUUGACUGGACAGAAGAGAAAGCUUGUUUCGAUUCAUUUUUGCGAGAAUUGGCAACAUUCUACGUUCCAGAGCAACUACCAACUUUACCUGGCGAUGCGGAUAGUCUGCGAGAAGAAGUUAUCUCAAACGAGCUGCGCGCCCGUCGCCAGCACGUAAGACAUGCUGUUGAGCAUGUGUUCUUUCCGGCCUUCAAGGCGAGAUUGGUGGCGACCAAAUCACUGAUGGAAGACGGAGUGCUCGAAGUUGCUAACUUGAAGGGUCUUUAUCGGGUUUUUGAACGGUGUUAA
Messenger RNA from Fusarium coffeatum, 2214 nucleotides. RefSeq lists its product as uncharacterized. The record is from RefSeq and is a predicted model, not a curated record. Gene Ontology annotation, molecular function: mismatched DNA binding; ATP-dependent DNA damage sensor activity; ATP binding. The transcript is spliced from 3 exons. Gene Ontology annotation, cellular component: MutLalpha complex. NCBI's taxonomy places the organism in Eukaryota, Fungi, Ascomycota, Sordariomycetes, Hypocreales, Nectriaceae. The coding region runs from base 1 to 2214 and encodes 737 amino acids. Gene Ontology annotation, biological process: mismatch repair.